Molecule: messenger RNA, 1201 nt
Organism: Marchantia polymorpha subsp. ruderalis
Lineage: Eukaryota; Viridiplantae; Streptophyta; Marchantiopsida; Marchantiales; Marchantiaceae
Source: the annotation of a GenBank genome assembly
GAGUCCAGAUCUGGCCCAAGAAGUAAACGUUGCGGUUUGACAGCUACUAGCCGUAAACAAAUAUCUCUUCAUCCUCCAUGGCGAGUUUGAGAUGAAUUGGUCCAAAAUACGGCUGCAUUGAAAUUAGUAAUCGUUCUGAAACAAAGAUUACAUUUCAAAUAUUUUGAACUAAUGAAAACUUGAAAAGGGUGGUUGUUCUUCCGGAGUGAUUUCAGCUGCUUGUAUUUCUCGAUCCAGAAUCGGUAAGCGGACGAGUUCCUUGUGUGAAUUCAGCCAGAGUAUACAUCGGCAGUCACUCCUUGUCCUGCAGACAAAUACCAAAGUACCAAAAAGUCAAAGGAUAAAUACCGCAUAUUCGAAGUACGCAACUUACGUUUCUCACCGUUCUCGCCCACGCCUUUCCAUUCCGUAUGACGAUUCUCUUGUAAUCAAUGGCUGCGAAGGUUGUCGUUUUGAAAGGGAAGUUUAUAAAUGCUACUCCAUUUCAAAAGUGCGCUGCCGACUCGAAGAGCAGCCAUAAAAACAAGGAUGAGUCUCUUGUCGACAAGUAUGGAUGCAGUUGAAGGAAUACGCUUUCAAUUAGCAUGGCGCAGAAGUCAUGUAUAGUGGUGUCUUGGGAACAAAACUUACGUGUGAAAUUUGCAUCAGCUGUGUGUACUAUCAAAGACUUCGUCAUAUGGUUGGAGACAAGUAUCAGGUGAGAUCCAAUGGCGCUGUGAAUCCUGUGACACGACAGCCUGUUAAAGGGCGAAAGUUUGGUGGUGGUAUUCGUUUCGGAGAGGUGGAGCGAGAUUCGUUACUUGCUCAUGGUGCAGCGUACUUGUUGCAUGAUAGGCUACAUACAUACUCAGACUAUCAUACUGCGGACAUCUGUCUUCGAUGUGGAAGUCUGUUGUCUACUACACCUGCAAUUCAGCAGAAGAGCAGUGCAGCUUUUGCUAUGGGAUUAGGGUCAAGUAGGGAGAGCAAAGUCAUCUGUAGAGUGUGCAAUUGAAGUCGGGAUAUUGAGCUUGUGACCAUGCCUUACGUUUUCAUAUAUCUUGCCUCAGAGUUGGCAGCCAUGAACAUCAAAUUAACACUUACAAUAGGCAAUGGCUGAUAUAUGAAAGUAAAUCUAUUUUUCAGCUUUACAUCCUCCCCAUUUGUACAUUUGACGAAUUUGAACGAAAUGCACUCUGUCGAGCCGAGCGGAUGCUUUGAG